This is a messenger RNA of Trichoderma harzianum CBS 226.95, 1323 nucleotides long. RefSeq lists its product as hypothetical. The record is from RefSeq and is a predicted model, not a curated record. The transcript is spliced from 2 exons. Gene Ontology annotation, molecular function: DNA binding. NCBI's taxonomy places the organism in Eukaryota, Fungi, Ascomycota, Sordariomycetes, Hypocreales, Hypocreaceae. The coding region runs from base 1 to 1323 and encodes 440 amino acids.
AUGGAGACGUACCAUGGCUACGUACGGACUCCGGCGGAUGCCAUCAAGCUGUUUGAAGCUUGUCGGCUAGGCCUUCUACCUCGAGUUCAGCGUCGACUAUCAGAAAAGGAAAGACAAUCCAUCCGGUCCGGUUCAGUUUUCGUAUGGGAUGAGCGGGAAGCAGGCAUGAGGCGAUGGACUGAUGGAAAGUCAUGGAGCGCUAGCAGAGUAUCAGGCAGCUUCUUGACCUACCGCGAAAUGGAGGGCAAGCGAGGCGGUGGCUUUGGUGGAAGCAGACGAGGGAAUGGCAAGACACCAGAAUCCGGCCGCGGCAGUGACGAGGAUCACGACGAUGGCGAACCAGAGGGGUACCGUUACAAGGCAGAUGGUCUCAUGAAGCAGUCGUUCAGCAUAACAACUUCGACUGGCCAGCAUCUCCACCUCAUCUCCUACUACUCUCGACCCCAGCCUGGACAGCCCGAGCUCCCUCAGCCAACCACCGACCCCAAUCUGCGAGCAAUUGUACCUGUCAAGGGCAUGUAUCCUGAGUCAAGCAUGGGCGAGACGAACCAGACACCGGCACUUACCAGGGCGCCGAUGCAGCAGCCGCCCUACAUGAUUGCUCCUCAGCAUCACCCUCCUCACCCUGCUCACCAGCCAUACGCAACUCAUUACGCGCAGCCAGGAUAUGCGUGGCCUCCAUCGCCAGUUGCGACACCUCCGUAUGCCCAUUACGCUCCGGCCCUUUACUCUCAUCCUCCCCCCGGCCACCAUCUCCCGGCUCCAUACCAUUCCCAAGGACCUCCUCCGCCACACCAUGCGUAUGCGCCGCCUCCACCUCCGGCACCAGCGGCACCACCGCCACAUCACUACCAACAUGCCCCGGCUCCUUACGAUCGCCCUCCCCAGCAGUAUUCACAGGGACCGACGCCGCCCCGUAUUCACGAUUCUCCUCACCAACAGACCUUGCAGGCUGCCGCGCAAGCUGCUAUUGGAGACUCACGAAACAUGUCCGACAAGAAGCCCCAAGGGCCUCUUCCAGCUCUGGGUGCUAUUGCCAAUGGUCCUCUUGCUCCGGCGCACAGCGGACUGCACACCCCUCCUACGCGGACACUGAGCUCGAGUCCGCCGCAAAGCUCUCACCUGGAGGUCCACAGCACGAACAGCAACAAGGCUAGCCUGUCUGUGCUUUUGCACCCGACGACCUCUUCAAACUCAGAGGCUGGCGCAAACGGCAGCGCGCACAGCAGCCCAAGGACAUCAAACGUUGCUCUUGCGGAAAAGGGAGGCGCAAGUGAAGAUACUCGUGCCCUAAGGAUGCUUGAUCGCAAGUUCUGUAUCUGA